UAUUUUUCUAUUAUUCCUAUCGUUGUUGACAAGAGGUGAGUUUAAUACUUGAACACUGUCGCGUUAGUGUGUUUUAUUAUUUAAUAGUUUUGAAGCUUUAUCAAUAUUGCGGCACAUCUAGAUUUUAUACAUUUUAAUCAAGUUAUUUUUAUAUUAUUGUACGCGCAUCUCUUUUUAGAAUUAUACGUAUACACGAUGACGUCAGUCAGUAGUGAACUCACUUCUGGUGUCCGUACCUUAAAGGAGUUAAAUGCAAGGCGCGCUUCCGUUAAGGGACAAGUUACCAAGUUUAAAAAUUAUUUAAAUGGUUUUCAAGUCGGAAGUAAGUUAACUAAUAUUCAAGUAGCUGAAUUGAAACUUAAACUUGGUAAAAUUGAGACACUGUUAACAAAGUUUGACGAGUUGCAGGAUCAGAUUGAGGUUUUAAAUUCUGAUGCCAUAGAAAUUGAAUUGCUGGAGCGGGAAAAUAUUGAGCAUUCUAUAAUUGCUGAAAUGGCAAGAGCUAACUCAAUUCUUAACGGUCAAGGGGAAUCAUCAAGACGUGAGUCUAUCCUUCCGGAUGCUCAGUGUGGUCUUGAUCACGAUAUGGGAUUUAAAUUACCCCAAAUACAAAUAACUAAAUUUAACGGAAAGUAUUUUCGCUGGCUUGAAUUCCGCGACACCUUUUCUAAUCUAGUGCAUAAAAACGAUCGCAUUGCACCCAUACAUAAGUUUUAUUAUCUGAGUUCAUAUUUGGAAGGUGAGGCGGCUAGCGUGAUUGAAAAUUUAGAAGUGUCGGCUGAUAAUUACGGUCAAGCAUGGGAGUUGUUAUGUAAUAGAUAUGACAACAAACGGUUACUCAUUAACGAUCACUUAAAUUCCUUGUUUAACAUUCAGACGAUGUCGCGAGAAUCCGAGAGUUCGUUACGUCAUUUUCGUACUAGAGAACGCUACGCUCGCGUCGAAAAGUUGCGCCAGAGUUUUUGGAAACGUUGGCAAGGCGAAUACAUCGGCGAGCUGCAACAAAGAUGUAAAUGGAGAGUGAACAAAGCCGAUCUAAAGGUUGAAGAUAUGGUCCUGAUUCAUGAAGAAAACACGCCACCCUUAUGCUGGCGCCUUGGACGAGUCCUGCGUCUGUUUCCUGGUCCGGAUGGAGUCUCCAGAGUAGCUGACGUCAACACAACGAGAGGCACCAUACGGCGCCCUCUCACUCGCCUCUGCCCGCUACCGACGCCUGAGGAUCUAUGCGGUUGAAGUCGAUGUCUUCAACAGGGGGGAAGAUGUUCCGGCCAGCGCCUUCUUAAAUCAAGUCCGCAAUUAUCACCCGCGUAUAACAAAACCAGCAUUUUGCAUAGGAGUUUCUUGCCAAUAAAUUUGCAAUCUCACUUUCGUUCUGACCUCUUGACCGAACGCAUCAUUUACACAAUUUGUACAAUUUUAUAAUUAAUAUAAG
Molecule: messenger RNA, 1432 nt
Organism: Pectinophora gossypiella (pink bollworm)
Lineage: Eukaryota; Metazoa; Arthropoda; Insecta; Lepidoptera; Gelechiidae
Exons: 3
Coding region: 196-1233 (345 amino acids)
Source: RefSeq, a predicted model, not a curated record